UUUACACAUUUUUUAAGCGCCAUACAAUCACUGAUCGAUUAGGAUUUAAAAGCGAUUAUGGAGUACAUUGCGAUACUAGUGGCUGUUAUUUGCCUGUUUGUCGUUACCGUUCCCGCGUCGGGUCUUACCUGCUACGUGUGCGAUUCGGUAACCUACCCUAAUUCAUGUGACGUAGAAAACUUCGACCCAAGCAAGCAUGCGCAGACCACCACCACCACCGUACUCCAUCCCCCCGACACCGGAAAGACAUGCGUGUACUGCACAAAGGGGUACUACCACAACCCAUAUACGGGCGUUUACAGUUAUGCACGUGGUUGUGAGAAUUCCCCACGAGGCGUCGGAUGUCUGAAGGACGCUUGCUCCUGUACGACUGACCUCUGCAACAGUGCUGUAACCAUGUCAUCAAACGCACAUGCAUUCCUAGCACUCGUAGCAUUUGGGGCCGUCACCUAUUUGAUGAAUUAA
Molecule: messenger RNA, 465 nt
Organism: Dreissena polymorpha
Lineage: Eukaryota; Metazoa; Mollusca; Bivalvia; Myida; Dreissenidae
Exons: 3
Coding region: 58-465 (135 amino acids)
Source: RefSeq, a predicted model, not a curated record